AUGGAUCCUUUUGUGGUCCUGGUGCUCUGUCUCUCCUGUUUGCUUCUCCUUUCACUCUGGAGACAGAGUUCUGGGAGAGGGAAGCUCCCUCCUGGCCCCACUCCUCUCCCUAUUAUUGGAAAUAUCCUACAGUUAGAUAUUAGGAAUAUCAGCAAAUCUUUCAGCAAUUUCUCAAAACUCUACGGCCCUGUGUUCACUGUGUAUUUUGGCCUAAAGCCCACUGUGGUUUUGCAUGGAUAUGAAGCUCUGAAGGAAGCCCUGAUUGAUCAUGGAGAGGCGUUUUCCGGGAGAGGUGCUUUGCCACUAAUUGAAAGAAGUCAGAAAGGGCAUGGAAUCAUUUUCAGCACUGGAAAGAGAUGGAAAGAGAUGCGGCGUUUCUCUCUUUUGACCUUGCGAAAUUUUGGGAUGGGUAAGAGAAGCAUCGAGGACUGCGUUCAAAAGGAAGCCCGCUGUAUUGUGGAGGAGUUGAGAAAAACCAACGCCUCACCCUGUGAUCCCACUUUCAUCCUGGGCUGUGCUCCCUGCAAUGUGAUCUGCUCCAUCGUUUUCCAAAAUCGAUUUCAGUAUGAAGAUAAGAAUUUUCUUACCUUAAUGGAAAGAUUCAAUGAGAACUUCAGGAUUGCAAGCACCCCAUGGAUCCAGGUUUGCAAUAUUUUUCCUUUUAUCAUCGAUUACUUCCCAGGGACUCACAACAAAUUCCUUAAAAAUGGUGCUUUUACAAAAAGUUAUAUUUUGGAGAAAGUAAAAGAACACCAAGAAUCACUGGACAUUAACAAUCCUCGGGACUUUAUUGAUUGCUUCCUGAUUAAAAUGGAGCAGGAAAAGGACAACCAACAGUCUGAAUUCACUGUUGAAAACUUGGUUAGCACUGUAUUUGACCUGUUUGUUGCUGGAACACACACAACAAGCACCACUCUGAGAUAUGGACUCCUGCUCCUUCUGAAGCACCCAGAGGUCACAGCUAAAGUCCAGGAAGAGAUUGACCGUGUAAUUGGCAGACACAGGAGCCCCUGCAUGCAGGACAGAAGCCACAUGCCUUACAUGGAUGCUGUAUUGCAUGAGAUCCAGAGAUACAUUGACCUUAUCCCCAAUGGCUUGCUUCAUACAGUGACCUCUGACAUUAAAUUCAGAAACUACCUCAUCCCUAAGGGCACAAACAUAGUACCAUCACUGACUUCAGUGCUUUACGAUGACAAAGAAUUCCCCAACCCAGAGGUGUUUGACCCUGGCCACUUUCUGGAUGAGAAUGGCAACUUUAAGAAAAGUGAAAACUUCAUGCCCUUCUCAGCAGGAAAACGGAUUUGUGUUGGAGAAGGACUUGCCCGCAUGGAGCUAUUUUUAUUCCUGACUACCAUUUUACAGAACUUUAACCUGAAAUCUCUUACUGAUUUAAAGGCCCUCAAUGCCACUCCCACUGCCAAAGGACUUGUUUCUAUGCUACCUUCAUACCAGAUCUGCUUCACUCCUGUCUGA
This is a messenger RNA of Mandrillus leucophaeus (drill), 1473 nucleotides long. RefSeq names its product cytochrome P450 2C20-like (gene CYP2C93). Bases 1 to 1473 code for a protein of 490 amino acids. Gene Ontology annotation, biological process: xenobiotic metabolic process. NCBI's taxonomy places the organism in Eukaryota, Metazoa, Chordata, Mammalia, Primates, Cercopithecidae. Gene Ontology annotation, cellular component: cytoplasm; intracellular membrane-bounded organelle. The transcript has 9 exons. The record is from RefSeq and is a predicted model, not a curated record. Gene Ontology annotation, molecular function: oxidoreductase activity, acting on paired donors, with incorporation or reduction of molecular oxygen, reduced flavin or flavoprotein as one donor, and incorporation of one atom of oxygen; heme binding; iron ion binding.